CUGAGUUCCGUUUCUCCUGCUGUUUGGGCGCACGCACGGGUUACGCUAGAGUGUUAUGAAGAUUUCCAGAUUUGAGGGUUAUGUCUCUACUUAUACGGAACUUGCAGUGUGUGAUUCCGCUUCGUCGAUCACCUUUACGCAAGAAUUUACAGGUUGCCAGAAAAUGUCUAAAGGUGGAGGGGUUUGACGUUGGGGUCAUAUGUACAAGUGAUACAAAGAUCCGUCAGUUAAACAGACUCUACAGGCGACAGGACAAAGCCACAGACGUAUUGUCCUUUCCAUUCCAUGAGAAUUUGCGCCCUGGAUUAUUACCUGAUCCACCAUUCCCAGAUGAACACAAUUUAGGAGACAUUUACCUUGGGGUUGAGUUUAUUUAUCAGCAGUGCCAAGAAACAAAGGAGGAUUUUAACAAUGUCUUGACCGUGACUGCAGUACAUGGCCUAUGUCACCUGCUUGGUUAUACACAUCAAGAUCCAGAAGACUGGAGAAAGAUGUUUGAGAAAGAAAGUGAAGUUCUGACGGAGAUAAACAGAGCCACCGGAUCUGCACUACAGCCACUGUCUUCAGAUCAUUUUGACCAAUGAUAAUACAGCUUGUCUUGUACCCCAAAAGCUUCUGUUAUGUUUCCUCACUUCUGAAGUCAUGAAUGCACUUGUAUACUGGAAGAAAUGUAAACUUGGGCCCCUUGCAGACGAGCGCGUGUCACGCUGCGAGUCCGCAGCGCAGCUCCCAGCACUGACGGGGGUCACAUAGCAUUAUAUUAAUUUAUGAUGCUAUGUAACCCUUAUAGUUCUGGAAUGUAUUAGAUUACACUAACAGCAUUAUGUUAGUGUCAUCUAAUACCUUCCAGAACUGUAAGGGUUACAUAGCAUCAUAAAUCAAUAUAAUGCUAUGUGACCCCGUCAGUGCUGGGAGCUGCGCUGCGGACUCGCAGUGUGACACAUGCUUGUCUGCAAGGGGCCUUAGUGCGGCUGAGACUUCAGUUCUUCAGUUUACUGGGUGGUUUUUCGGGUAUGUUUUAAUUUGUGUUCACAUCAUGUAUUUGUCCCAUGUUUAACCCCUUCAGGACAUUUGUCAUACAUGUCUGUGAAAUGCCAACUACAGACGUUUAGACCCUCGGAUACUGUGGUCAAUUGUGACUACGGCAUCUGAGGCAGCUUUCUCCAAGAGCACUGCUCUCCAGGGGCCGAACGGCGGCCCCGCACUUUGGUCGGGGAAGCCAUUCAGUCCCUGUAGCAACCUUGGUGCCUCUGAGUUUUCUACAGCAGUAGUUCCUAUGGAAGCCUGCAGGUGGCAAGGCUCCAUAGCAAAAUAGCACAACUCCCAUAGGCUAAGACAAUAUAAGUAUCGCUUAUUAAAGUCCCCUAAGGGGACUUAAAAUAUUUAUAAUAAAAUGUUUUAAAAAAUUAUCAAAAUUCAAAUCACCCCCCUUCCCCAUAAUAAAUAUAAACAAUAAAUAUAAUUUAUACCACCGCAUCCCAAAAUAUCUGAACUAUGAACCCCUUCCCGACCAGCACCGUAAUACUAUGGCGCUGUGGGAAGUGACUUCCCGACGCUGAUCGGCCGGGUGCAGUGGCUGCGCCCGCCCGUUCAGCUGCAGGGGACCGGCUGUUCCCGUAAGCCGGACCCCUGCUGUAUGCGCCGGCAUCGGUGAAAACCCUGAUGCCGGCGCAUUAACCCUCA
This is a messenger RNA of Bufo bufo (common toad), 1683 nucleotides long. It is a transcript of the gene YBEY, whose product is annotated as ybeY metalloendoribonuclease. Bases 81 to 584 code for a protein of 167 amino acids. NCBI's taxonomy places the organism in Eukaryota, Metazoa, Chordata, Amphibia, Anura, Bufonidae. The record is from RefSeq and is a predicted model, not a curated record. The transcript has 5 exons. Gene Ontology annotation, biological process: rRNA processing. Gene Ontology annotation, molecular function: metalloendopeptidase activity.